AGUGCGGCUCCCAACGUCGUCGUGGUAACAAUAGCGCGCUCCUCUAUCCAAGCCCCGUGUGGCCAAUUCCGUUCGUCAUAUUUCCUCGCUCAUUAAAAAACAGAGCUCUAUCCUGCUACCCGAAGGUGAUCUCCUGGAGAUACAUCCAUUUUCAGUGUUCUCUGAAUCUGAAGAGCCUUGUACCAUUUUUAACCGCGAAUUCUCUUCAUUUGAUCUAAAUCCUCGCUAAAGUUUUCAACCAAAACCCACUUCACCUGUCGACCGGCGGCCAUGUUGGCGUCUGUUCUUUUCGUUAUGUUGACGGUGGCUGACGGACAACCGCAGCAUAGUCUCGGGAGGAUGUGGCUGCUCGGUGUCGGCCGUUACCAGCCUCAGCUAAGCUUCAUGUAUCUACCACCACCGCAGGAGGACCUGGAGCUCAGAGAGGCGUUUAAGAGGCACGAAGUUAUUCCGGAUGUGAUUGACGAGGCGCCCAGGAGCAGACUCACGGUGGAAUAUUGUACGGGAGUUUCGGCCCAGCUGGGAAAUCAGGUGACCCCGGCAGAAAUCAGGUGUCAGCCUCACGUCACCUGGCCGGCCGAGCCGGGAAGUCUCUAUACGCUGGCCAUGACGGACCCGGAUGUGCCGAAUAGAAAUAACCGAUCUGAGGGUGAGGUACGCCAUUGGUUGGUGGUAAACAUUCCGACCAAUCAGGUGAAGGCAGGUGACGUCAUCAGCGACUACAUCGGCUCCGGAGCGCCCGAAGGUUCCGGUGUGCACCGCUACAUCUUCCUGCUGUACCGCCAGCCGGGCCUGAUCUCGGCCGACCCAGAGCUCCGCCAAACCUUCCGUCAGGCCCGAGGGCGCUUUGGGUGGAAGGUCAGCCAGUUUGCACGUGAGAAUGGUCUCGGUAGACCGGUGGCCGGUAAUUUCUUCAGGGCCGAGUUUGACGACUACGUGCCUGUGCUUUAUGCCCAGCUUAAUGACUUUCCUUGAUUCCUUGAUGUUUUAUGACACUUUCGCACAUGUUUUCUUAUGCUCGAGAGUGUUGAUCGCCAGGGACACUCGAGUCACUGUAUCAAUGUGAGUUUAUGUUCUUGUUCUUGUGAGUCCACCUUUCUUUACACAUCCCUCAAGCUGCAUGUAGUUUCGCAGCAUACACCCACCUACUUUUGAUGGUAUCUAUCGUGUUCCACCCGGGUGUUCGUGUUUUACCAGUUUCCCGUACUAACUCACUUUUCGUGUUAUCUGGAUGAUGGUAGAGCAUUAUUUUUAGAUUAGUGUUUAUACUUGUUUAGAAUUUGAUUCCGAUCCAUCAUCACAAAAAUGAAAAUAAAACAAGUUAAACAAAGUGACUAGGAGGUGAUAUAUGUUGGUACUAGGCAGAAACUAAGCUGUACGUUUCUUUUUUGCAUUAUUGUCAACUGUGUUUUAUUGUUUGCGUUACAAAAAGCAAAUGUUCUAAAAAUAUAACGGCAUGAUUCACGGUAAAAUUUCCACAAAAAGUUGGAGCAAUGUGUCGUUUCCGUGCUUAUUACGCCAUAAGCAGAACGUACAUACAUACAACUAGGAAGCCAUGCCUAGUUGAGAAAUAAAUGAAACUUAUACAAUCAAAGGUGCUUUUGAAAGAUAGUGAUGUAUGGCCGAGAUCACGUAGGUGGUCCCCUGAAAACUUAAGUUGCAUUCUCGUUGCGGUUUUUAUUGUUUGGUCCAUGCGUUUCACAUCAUACUCUGCCGGUGCUGCUUUGCAAUA
This is a messenger RNA of Amphibalanus amphitrite, 1732 nucleotides long. RefSeq names its product protein D3-like. The record is from RefSeq and is a predicted model, not a curated record. The transcript is spliced from 5 exons. Bases 271 to 975 code for a protein of 234 amino acids. Lineage: Eukaryota; Metazoa; Arthropoda; Thecostraca; Balanomorpha; Balanidae.